AGACAGACGUACUUAUCGUGUUGCGCUUAUUCUACUGCCAUGUCCGCAUCGAAGACUUACUCAGCAUGCUGUGCGGCGUCAAGAGUCUUAGCCAAGCACUCGCAUCUCCAAUAUGGUUGCUUCGACUCGGCUUCCAAGCACGUCGAGUGAAGAGUCAUCUUGGUCGUACAAACCAGGCGUCUUCAUCCACCGGGCACUUUGUCGCUUACUGUAGACUCAUCCAUAGACUCAUCGUGGCAUCCAACCCCAUGGGGCACCUAACAUUGUGGUACUGCAUACGUCGUGAGUCAGGCCAACCACAAGAGUCACCUUGAAUCACUAUUGCUGGCAUAAAAGAAAGACCGAAAGUUCAAUAUAUCGAAUCUGCAGCGCCACGACACGAGCAACUUGCAACAGCACCAAACACCAUGACGGACCAAAUCCCGAAAGACGUCAAAGCCCAGGUCAAGGCGUCCUACGACGCCAUAGCAGACACGUACAACACCGUUUUUACCAAGCCCCAUGAGGAGCUUCGUCUAGACUACCUCGGCCGUCUAGUCACUAGCCUGCAGUCCUACCACCAGGACACGGCCACGGUACUCGAACUCGGCUGCGGUGCCGGCGUACCCGCAACAAAGUUUCUGCUGGAAUGCUCAAGCCCCUCGUUCCGCAUCACCGCCAACGACAUCUCCACCGCGCAGCUCAGCCUAGCCCGCUCCAAUCUAGCCAGCUACGCCGACAGACUGACGCUGCUCGAGGGCGACAUGCUGAGUCUCUCGUUCCCGCCAGAGACGUUUGAUGCCGUCACGGGAUUCUACAGCAUCAUCCACCUGCCACGUGACGAGCAGACGCUGCUCAUGGCUAAGAUUGCACAGUGGCUGAAGCCAGGCGGAUACUUGCUGGCAAACUUUUCGGUUGCGGCCAUGGCCGCGCAGGUCGAGGACCAGUGGCUGGGUCACGACAAGGGCUGGAUGUUCUGGAGUGGGUGGGGAGAGGAGAAGAGCGUGGAAAUGGUGGAAAGGGCUGGACUCAAGGUUGAGGUCAGGGAGGUGAAGCAGGCCGAGGGCGAUGCUGUCUUCGUUUGGGUGUUGGCGAGGAAGGAGAGGUAAGCGGGCAUUUGACAUGGAAUGUUGGAGGCAGGUUGGUAUCUGGGGAAAAGUUAUACAUAUAGACGGACACUUUAUUAUGAGCAGAUGCUCUAGCUACUCAUCCUAUUCUGAUGG
Exserohilum turcica Et28A is the source of this 1202-nucleotide messenger RNA. RefSeq lists its product as uncharacterized. The transcript has 2 exons. NCBI's taxonomy places the organism in Eukaryota, Fungi, Ascomycota, Dothideomycetes, Pleosporales, Pleosporaceae. The coding region runs from base 408 to 1088 and encodes 226 amino acids. The record is from RefSeq and is a predicted model, not a curated record.